Messenger RNA from Podarcis muralis (Common wall lizard), 13876 nucleotides. The record is from RefSeq and is a predicted model, not a curated record. Lineage: Eukaryota; Metazoa; Chordata; Lepidosauria; Squamata; Lacertidae.
UAUUUGACUCUUGCAUUUUCCCAAAGCCCAGCCCUUAUGGACUGUUGCUGCUUUCCUAAUAGUUAAUCGGGAGAUGGGCUUUGACUCCUUCAGCCUAUAAAAAGGGAAAGAGCAGCUGAGAGAAAAGGAGAGAGGACCAAGUUCUUCUUCAUCCAGCCAAGACAAGCUUACUUAGGGGCACAAGAUAUGACAAUGAGGUUUUUGUUCCUCUUGACUGGUCUGGCACUAUUGAGUGGGCCGUGUACAGCAAGUUCCCAAGGAAAGGAGUUUGUCACAGCCUUCAUGCUCAACAUCAAACAGAAUCAACGCAAUACUAAGCUUGAGUUGCUCAUCACUGGGUACCAUCCUGCAACCACCGUCACGGUCACAUCAAACAAAGCUACAUUCCAGAACACCGUUCCUGUCAAUGAAGGGGAAACUGUGUCCAUUGAGCUUCCAGCUUCCGCAGAGAUGGUGGGGACGGACACCUUUGACAGGGCUGUGACGAUCCGAGCAAACCAUGACAUCUCUGUCUUUUCCCGCAGCCACAAGGACUAUUCAACUGGUGCCAUGGUAGUGUACCCAGUCGAGCAACUGGGCACGUUGUAUUAUGUGGUAACCCCAGUGGGUGAAAUGGCAGACACUUUCAAGGAGUUUGCGGUUGUGGCCUAUCAAGCAGCCACUAGGGUCGACAUCCAUUUGACGGGGUCUGUGACAUUCAAAGGACAUGUUUAUCCCGCCGGGAGCAUUCUGGUUGUUAACCUCAAGGCCUUCCAAGCAAUCCAGCUGCAAAGCUUGCAGGAUCUAUCGGGCACCAAGGUUGAAUCAAGUGGACCUGUGGCUGUCUUGAGUGGGCACAGCUGUGCCAAGAACCACACACACUGUGACCAUGUUGUCGAGCAGCUCCUGCCCGUUUCACGCUGGGGUGCCACCUUCCUUGUGCCCCCAGUGUCCUUCCAGAGCAGAUAUGAUAUGGUGUAUAUCGUUGCAUCCCAAAACACUUCAGUCACAUAUCAAUCUGGACCCAUAGCAGGAAACUAUAAUAUGAGAGCUGGAGAAGCUAUUCAGUUGAGCAUUCAGCCCUCUCGGGCACUUUACAUCUCAGCUGACAGAGGAAUCCAAGUCCUUUUCUUCUUUACUGGUGCAUCAAGAGGAAGCACGAUCUAUGACCCAUUCCUCAUCAAUGUUCCUCCACUGACAAGCUCCUGUAGGUCAUACCGCAUUGAGGGAAUGGCCGGGUUUGAUAAUUAUGCAGUUAUUAUAGCCAAAACCUCAGAAACCGGUGAGAUCACGUUAGAGAAGAGGGCCGUUGAAAACAUCCAGUGGAGACCAAUCCCGGCCACAGAAUACUCCUCUGCUCAGCUCAGUUUGGGCAGAAAAGCUAGUUCCCUCUCCCUGGAGCACCCCAGCACUCCUUUUGGACUCUUCAUUUUUGGAGGCUCAUUCCGCGAUGGCUAUGGCUCCAUAGCUCUUUGCUCAUCUGUGUUUGAUCCAGACACAACCGUGGCUCCAUUAUCCUGCCCUGAGAACAGCCACUUUGAGGCCUGUGGAAGUGCCUGCCCAGCCACCUGCUCUCACAGAACUGCUCCCUCUGAGUGCACAGAGACCUGUGUGGAAAGCUGCCAGUGCAAUAGAGGCUACGUCCUCAGUGCUGAGAACUGCAUCCCAGUGGAGAGCUGCACCAACACUUCUAUGGCUCCCACUGACCCCCCAAUAGACUGUCCUGAGAACAGCCACUUUGACACCUGUGGGAAUCCCUGCCCAGCCACUUGUUCAGACAGAACUGCUCCCGAUGAAUGCACAGAUGACUGUGUGGAAAUCUGCCAGUGCGAUGAGGGAUACAUCCUUAAUGAUGAGAAAUGCGUCCCAGUCGAGAGCUGCCCCAGCACUUCGACAGUUCCCACCUCAGCCCCAGUACCCUGCCCUGAGAACAGCCACUUUGUGUCCUGUGGAACUCCAUGCCCAGCUACCUGUUCCGACAAAACUGCUCCCGAAACGUGCAAUGAUACCUGUGUGGCGGCCUGUCAGUGUGAUGAGGGUUAUAUCCUCAGUGCUGAAGCAUGCAUCCCAGUGGAGAAGUGCCCUUGCAUUUACAAAGGCAUGAGCUACAGCAGAGGAGAGGAGUUCUGGGCUGAUGAAGGCUGUCAUACUCGCUGCAAGUGUGACUCCAAAUUAGGGAAGGUUACAUGCACCAAGUCCUCCUGUAAGGCCAAUGAAAAAUGUGCCCUGGUGAAUGGCAUUUGGGGCUGUCAUCCCACCAGCUAUUCCACCUGCAUAGGAACUGGAGACCCUCACUACACCACCUUUGAUGGAAAGAAAUUUGACUUCAUGGGAACCUGCAUUUAUCAAAUGGCUGGAGUCUGCUCCAAGGACCCCACUCUCACCCCGUUUUUGGUCACGGUGGAGAACAACAACCGAGGCAGCAAGGCGGUGUCCUUCACCAAAGUGGUGACACUAGAGGUCUACAACAUGACCAUCAGUCUGAGCCAAGAACAUCCGCAGAAGAUUAAGGUGAAUGGAGUCUUUGUGGACCUGCCCUUCUCCCAUGGAAAGAAACUGAAGGUCUACAUCAGCGGAGUCCAUGGCUUCAUCAAAACAGACUUUGAUCUGAGAGUCAGCUUUGACUGGUACAGUUAUGCCAGGGUCAUUAUUCCCAGCACUUAUGCCAAUGCUGUGUGCGGACUGUGUGGCAAUGCUAACCAGGACCCCAGUGAUGACUUUGCUAUGAAGGAUGGAGCUCAGACAACAGAUGAAAUCCAGUUUGCAGACAGCUGGAAGUUGAAGGAGGUCCCAGGAUGCUCUGCAGGAUGCAGUGACUGCCCAGUAUGCAGUGAGGCAGAGAAGCAGACCUACAAGGGGGACCAGUUCUGUGGGAUCCUCAAGAGAAGGGAUGGGCCAUUCAGGCAGUGCCAUGAGACCAUUGACCCAACACCUUACUUUGAUGAUUGUGUUUUUGACACCUGCCAGUACAAGGGUCAUCACGACACUCUCUGCAGUGCCAUCAGUGCCUACGUGACAGCCUGCCAAUCUUUGGACAUUGAGGUUGGGAAAUGGAGAUCAGACUCUUUCUGCAGACUUCCCUGUCAACCCAAUUCCCACUAUCAGCUUUGUGGAAGUGGUUGUCCAAGCACAUGCCAGAACCGUUCCUCCACCAUAAAGUGUGGUGCACCAUGCGAUGCACCAUGUACUGAAGGAUGCUUUUGUGAUCCUGGAUUCGUGCUCAGUGGGGAUCAGUGUGUGCGUCUUGCAGAUUGUGGCUGUGUGCACCAGGGCAGAUACUACAAAAAGGGAGAGGAGUUUUAUCCCAGUAGCUCCUGCCAGGAGAAGUGCCGCUGCCUGGACAAUGGAGCCACCAAGUGCCAGCCUUUCUCCUGUGGAGCGCAUGAGGAGUGCAGGGUGGAGAACGGUAUCCAAGGCUGUCACCCUGCGGGAUAUGGUACAGCUAUAGCCCUUGGUGACCCCCUUUAUAUUUCCUUUGAUGGACAAAGCUUUCACUUCCAUGGCUCCUGCACUUACACCUUAGCCAAAGUCUGCAGCACAGACCCUCGGCUACAGAAUUUCUCCAUUUUGGUGGAGAAUGAGAAGCUUGGAAAUGGGCACCUUGCUCAGAUAAGGAAGGUUGUGGUCUCUGUUCACCAGCACACUAUUGUCCUCGAAAGGGGAAGGAAAUGGAUAGCUAUGGUGGAUGAAGAAUUCUGCACUUUGCCAGUGAAUAGAGACGAGGGGAAUCUCUGGAUCACUCAGGAGGGGAUCAAUAUAAUUGUCCAGGCGUCCUUUGGCCUCACAGUCCUUUAUGAUACCUCUUCCUACGUCCGUGUGACUGUCCCCAGCACCUACCAGGGACACAUGUGUGGUCUGGGUGGCAAUUUCAAUGGUGACGAGAGGGACGAUUUCAUGCUCCCUAGUGGGGAAUCCGCACAAACGGUGGAUGAGUUUGGGGCCUCCUGGCAGGUCCCUCUGGAUGGUGCCAUCUGCUCCAAUGGCUGUGGUGAGGAAUGCCCCACUUUUGAUACAGCCCAGACAGCACCGUAUGAGAACGAGGACUCCUGUGGAAUGAUCACGUCCGAGACAGGGCCAUUCAAAGACUGCUCCUCAUUAGUAAGCCCCUCGGAUUACCUUGAGCAAUGCCUGUAUGACUUGACCGCGGCCAAAGGGGAGCAGGAGUAUCUCUGCCGAAGCCUUCAAGCCUAUGCAGCUGCGUGCCAGUCUGCUGGAGUAAAGAUUGGAGCCUGGAGAACAAAGUCCUUCUGUCCCCUCACCUGCCCAGCCAAUAGUCACUAUGAGACAUGCACAAAACCAGUUUGCGAUUUCAGCUGUGCCAGCUUGUCCACUCCACUCCAGUGCACCAGAAAAUGCUUUGAAGGCUGUCAAUGUGAUGAUGGCUACUUAUUUGACGGAGAUACAUGUGUGCCUACAGACAAAUGUGGCUGCAUGCAUGAUGGUCUCUACCUCAAAGUAAAUGGACGUCCAGUAAGCCUGCCAUACAAGGUCUCUAAAGAGGUGUCUGUGAGCAAAGUUUACGAUGGGAUGCAGAUUGACCAGGCCUCUCAGGUGCAGGUUCUCCUUCAUCCCAGUGGAGAGGUGAGAGUGAAAGUCAGCAAGUCCCUCGCAGGGAAGCUGUGUGCCCCAUGUGGAAACUUCAAUGACGACAGCUCUGAUGAUCUGAAGAUGCCCACCAUGGCCAGGAGGCUGCUGCUGCUUUUGACCAGGCUGGCGCUCCUAUCUGAUACUUGCACUUUACUAAUUAUCUGUUCCUUCUGCCUUUCAGGGUUCUGUGGAGCAGAUUACCGUGGGAAGGAAUUUGUAACAUGCUACCUGCAGAACUACUUGGCAAGCCAGCAAAGUCCUAGGCUUGAGCUGCUUAUCACCGGAUAUCAUCCUGCAACCACCGUCACAGUCACAGUGAACAAAUCCUCAUUCCAGAAAACGGUUUUAGUCUAUGAGAAAGAUACAGUGUCUGUUGUGGUCCCGACCUCUUUGGAGUUGACGGGGAACAAUAUCUUUGAUGGGGUUGUCAGGAUCCAAGCUGACAAAGAUAUCUUAGUCUUUUCCUACAACUACAAGCUUACGUCAAGUGCUGCCACAGUCGUCUACCCAGUUCAUCAGCUGGGCACACAAUAUUAUGUGGUAACGCCAGAAGGGCAUCUCUCAAACACUUUCAAGGAAUUUGCAGUUGUAGCCUAUCAGUUUCCCACUCAAGUCACGAUUCACCUGAAAGGGGCCGUGACAUUCCAAGGGAAAGUUUAUGCUGCAGGGAGCAGGCUUGUUGUUGACCUCAAAGCCUUCCAAGCAAUUCAGCUGCAAAGCUCAGUUGAUUUGUCUGGCAGCAAGGUUGAAUCAGAUUCGCCCGUGGCUGUUUUGAGUGGGCACAGCUGUGCCAUACAGUUCUCAGAAUGUGACCAUGUCGUUGAGCAGCUCUUGCCUGUUUCCAGCUGGGGCACCACCUUCAUAGUUCCUCCACUGUCUUUUCAACCUAGAAUAGACAUUGUGUAUGUCAUCGCUUCCCAAAAUACUUUGAUCCAAUACCAGUCUGGGGUCAACCAAGGCUCCCGUCGUGCAGUGGCUGGAGAAAUCAUGCGGUUUGAGAAGCAGCCUUCUCAGGUCCUUUCCUUAUCUGCUGAUGUAGGAAUCCAGGUCCUUUUUUUCUACACUGGUACCAAUAAUGGAAAUUGCCAGUACGAUCCAUUCCUCAUCAAUGUUCCAGCCUUAACAAGCUAUUGCACGUCAUAUCACAUUGAUGGGAUUAGGGACUUUGAUAAUUUUGCUGUCAUCAUGGCCAAAACCUCAGUUUCUGGUGGGAUCACAUUGGAGAAAAAAGCCAUUACCAAUGUUGAAUGGGCACCAGUCCCUGGAACAGAAUAUUCUUUUGCUCUACUCAGCUUGGGCAAAGAAACCAGUGCCCUCUCUGUAGAACAUCCCACCACUCCUUUUGGACUCUUCAUCCUUGGAGGUGCCAAGAGCAAUGGUUAUGGCUCCGUGGCCAUUUGCUCCUGUGACAAACCAGUGUCUCCAUGCAGCUUGAUCCAGUGCAGGAAGAAGGAGAAGUGUGAAAUCAUAGGAGGUGAUCCAGUGUGUGUGCCAGAGUCUGAAUCCAACUGCUGGGCCCAAGGAGAUCCUCAUUAUCACACCUUCGAUGGGAAGAAAUUUGACUUCAUGGGCACCUGUACCUACACUAUUGCCAAGACUUGUGGCUCAGAUGCAACUCUUCCUUCCUUCAGUGUUGAAGCCAAGAAUGAGAACAGGGGAGGAAAUACUCGUGUUUCGUACAUUGGCUCUGUGACAGUCACAGUCUAUAACACCAUCAUCAAGGUGGUCAGAAAUGAGAAAGGCUUUGUGAGGGUGGACAACCUGCGGUUCCGCCUGCCCAUCUCCCUCCAUGAAGGAAAACUCCGUCUCUACCAGAGUGGGAGCUCUGUCUUCAUUGAGACAGAUUUCUCCCUGAAGGUCUCCUAUGACUGGAACACCUACCUGGUGGUGAAGCUCUCCAGCAGCUUUUAUGAAAAUGUCUGCGGACUUUGUGGCAACUACAAUGGAGACCCCGCUGAUGACUUCAGCAAACCCGAUGGGGCCUUGGCUCCCAACCCCAAUGAGUUUGGAAAGAGCUGGAAAGUAGACGAUGGUGACAGGUUGUGUUGGGAUGACUGCCACGGGGAAUGCAAAACCUGCUCCCCAGAAAUGGCCAAGAAGUAUGAAGGUGAACCAUUCUGUGGCUGGCUCAUCAAAGGAGAGGAUGGCCCAUUCAGCAAGUGUCAUGCUGUGAUCGACCCCAACCCCUAUCUGGGGAACUGUGUCUAUGACCUCUGCUUGAAUGAUGGGCUGAAGGAGCUUCUUUGUGAUGCGCUGAAUACCUACGCAGUUGCUUGCCAGGAAAAGGGAGUUGCUAUAUCUGACUGGAGGACCCGCACUGGUUGCGGUGCAUCCUGCCCCGAGAACAGCCAUUAUGAGCUCUGUGGGUCUCCAUGUCCUGCCACCUGCAAUGACCAAGCUGGGCCCAAGAAUUGCUCCUCGAUGUGUUGCGUGGAAGGCUGCCAAUGUAACGAGGGCUUUGUGUUGGAUGCUGGGAAAUGCAUCCCCAGGUCUGCCUGUGGGUGCGUGUUUGAGGGGAAGCACCUGCUUCCCGGUGAGCACUUCUGGGGAGACAAGACAUGUACGAAAAGGUGCUUCUGUGACCCACAGACAAGACAAGUGAGCUGCCAGGCAGUGAGCUGCGGAAAGGGAACGGAGUGUAGGGUCGAGGGUGGCAUCCAGAACUGCUACCCAACCGAUUUUGGCAACUGCUCUGCCUCUGGCGACCCGCACUACAUUAGCUUUGAUGGCCGGAAGUUUGACUUCCAGGGCACCUGCGUGUAUCAGUUGACUGGGCUGUGUGAGAAGAGGGAAGACCUGGUCGAUUUCCAGGUCCUCGUCGAAAAUGACCAGCGAGGCGGCCAGUCUGUGUCCUAUACCCGGACUGUAGAGGUGAAAGUUUAUGGGGCAUCCAUUGUGAUGAGCAGAGGGAACCCUGCAAAAGUCAAGGUGAACGACUUGCUGACCAACCUGCCCUACAGCAUCGACAUCAACAGAAUCUCCGUAUACAGGAAAGGGCAAGGGGCAGUGGUCCAGACAGACUUCCAACUGACUGUCAUCUUUGAUGGGAUCAGUCGGGUCACUGUGUCUGUGCCCAGCAGCUACCGUGGUGCUCUGUGUGGUCUCUGUGGGAACUUCAAUGGCAACAAGCAGGACGAUCUGACCAUGAAAGAUGGCACAGUGGCUCCGCACCCAUCAGACUUUGGUCAGAGCUGGAAAGUGCGGGAGGUGCCAGGCUGCAGCAAAGGGGGCACGGAAGAAUGCCCUGCUCUGUCAGCCAUUGAGAAGAAUCAACGGAACCUCAACAAGGAGUGUGGGCUCAUCCUAGCCAAGAGCGGCCCCUUCAGAGAAUGUCACAGCAAAGUGGAUCCAGAAGGAUACUUCCAAGAUUGUGUGUACGAUUAUUGCUUCUUUGAUGGCCAACAAGCUGUGAUCUGCCAGGUCAUUGCCAGCUAUGCUGCAGCGUGCCAGGAAGCUGGGGUGACCAUCUAUCCUUGGAGAUCGGACACCUUCUGCAGUCUUUCCUGCGCUCCGAAUAGCCACUACGAGCUCUGUGCGAGAGGCUGUGCUCAGACCUGCGGCAGCUUUUAUGCUUCAGUCCCUUGUUCGGCUACGUGCCACGAAGACUGCGUGUGCGACGAGGGCUUUUUGCUGAGCGGCGAUCAAUGCGUGCCCACGUCCCGGUGCGGCUGUCACUACCAAGGCCACUACUACCCGGCAGGAGAGACUUUCUAUCCAACCUGUCAGGAGCGUUGCAUGUGCCACGCUGGGGGGAGUAUUGGGUGUGUCUCAUUCUCCUGUGGCCCCAAUCAGGAAUGCCGCUUGUCAGAUGGCGUCCGGAAAUGCUACCCUGUAGGCAAUGCCACCUGUUCUGGUUCGGGUGACCCUCACUAUCUCUCCUUCGAUGGACGGGCCUUUGACUUCCAAGGCACCUGCACCUAUACCUUGGCUACGGUUAACACAGGCAACCGGCUCUUGAGAUCCUUUACUGUCAAUGUGGAAAACGAGGCCUGGGGGAAUGGAAAGGUGUCCGUUACCAAGAUGGUUUCUCUCUCAGUCUACGGCAUUACACUUACAUUACUGCAGAACAAGCAAGGUCAAGUGAUGGUGAAUGGCUUGAUCUACACCGUCCCUAUAUCCUUGUCUGCUGGGCGGAUCAGAGCCUAUCAACACGGCACAAAAAUCCUGAUAGAAACUGACUUUGGUCUCAUUGUGAGCUACGACCUGGUUUACCGUGUGACAGUCACAGUCCCAAGUACUUACCAGAGUGAGAUGCGAGGCCUCUGUGGGAACUACAACGGGCAGAAGGAUGACGACUUCCUGCUACCCGAUGGGAGCACAACUUCCAAUGCAGGUGACUUUGGUGCUUCCUGGAAGGUUCCAGUCCAUGGGGCAGCUGGAUCUUGCUCAGAUGGAUGCUCUGGAAGCAGCUGCCCGGUCUGCGAUGAAAGGAAGAAGGAGAUCUUCAAACAGCGCCACUACUGCGGGAUCCUCACUGCGUCUGAUGGCCCCUUCAGGGCUUGCCAUGGAAAGGUCGAUGCCAACGUAUACUUCAACGACUGCAUCUAUGACCUGUGCAUGGGCAACGGGGACAGCCAGAUCUUGUGCAACAGCAUCCAGAGCUACGUAUCUGCCUGCCAAGCAACUGGAGUCUCUGUCGAGCCUUGGAGGAGCCCUUGCUUCUGUCCUAUGCGCUGCCCUGCCAACAGUCACUAUGAGAUCUGCGCCCAGCUCUGCCCCACCUCCUGUGCCAAGAUCACAGACCCUGCACCCUGUCCGAAGACUUGUGCUGAGGGCUGCCAGUGUAAUGAUGGUUUCUUCUUUGAUGGUGUUGGCUGUGUCCCUGCAAAAGACUGUGGGUGCAUAAAGAAUGGACGCUACUACAAGCCCAAUGAGAAGGUUCUGCUGAAUGCAUGUCAGGAGAUCUGCCACUGCAUCCCAGGCCUGGGAGUGAUUUGUGAGGCCCACAACUGCGCUGCUGAUGAGAUGUGCAAGAUCCAAGAUGGAGUCAUGGGUUGCAUUAAUAAGGAUCCAUGUAAAUCCCUGAAGUGCCGAGAAAAAGAAACAUGCAGGAUUGUGAAUGGCCAGGCCAAAUGCAUCCCUAACUUCUCAGGAAUUUGCUGGGCCUGGGGGGACCCACACUACCAAACCUUUGACAAAAAGAAGUUUGAUUUCCAGGGCACUUGUUCUUACACUAUUGCCAAGUACUGCGGGAAUGAUGCUACACUGGUGCCUUUCACUAUCGAUGAGAAGAACGACAACAGGGGCAACCAGGCUGUGUCCUACGUGCGUCUGACCAACAUCUAUGUCUAUGGGUACAAGAUCUCCAUCCACAAACAGGAAACUGGAAGAAUCCGGCUGAACGACAACAUUGUCAGCCUGCCACUGACUCUUGAAUAUGGCAAGAUCAGGCUGUACCAGAGUGGCACCAAUGCUGUCCUGCAAACAGAUUUCGGCCUCCAAGUGACGUACGAUUGGAAAUGGCACCUGGUGAUCACUCUCCCCAGCAGUUACUAUGGGACCAUCUGUGGGCUGUGUGGAAACUUCAACCAAAACCCUGCAGACGACAUGGUCUUUCCCAAUGGCACCAAGGCUGCCUCCAUCAUAAGCUGGGCCAGCAGCUGGAAAGUCAAGGACCGGGACCCCUUUUGCUGGGAUUAUUGCCGAGGGAAUUGCCCAACAUGUGAUGAGAGCAAGAGGGCGCUGUAUGGAAAGGAAGAGUACUGUGGGCUGAUCAGCAAAACCUCAGGGGGCCCCUUCAGAGAAUGCCAUUCCAUAGUGAAUCCAGAUGACUUCUUUGACAGCUGCAUUUAUGACGUGUGUCUCAAUGGAGGAGCCAAGAACAUCCUUUGCCAGGCCUUGGAGGCCUAUGCUAAAACCUGUAGGAAAGAGGGUGCCACCAUAUACGAUUGGAGGACAGCCUCUGGCUGUGCCUUGCCGUGCCCUCAGAAUAGCCACUAUGAGUUCUGUGGCAAUGCCUGCCCUGCCAGCUGCUCUGACCGCACGGCUCCCUCUUUCUGCACGCAGCCAUGCGUGGAAACCUGCCAGUGCAACGAUGGCUACGUCCUCAGUGUCGACAAGUGUGUGCCUGUUGGGAGCUGUGGCUGCACCUACAAUGGGCUCUACUACAAACCCGGAGAGGAAUUCUGGGCUGAUGAGACCUGUGGUUUCCGCUGCACAUGUGAUCCCACCCUGGGCUUUGCGGUGUGCAAGCCAGCUGGCUGCAAAGCCAGUGAGCAGUGCACCGUGGUCAAUGGAGUCCGGGGCUGUUAUCCCAUAAGCACCGCUACUUGCUCAGCAACUGGGGACCCUCACUAUAUGACUUUUGAUGGGAAGAAAUAUGACUUCAUGGGCACCUGUGUCUACCAGCUGGUUGGGCUCUGCUCUAAGGACCCGACUCUCAGGCCUUUCACUGUCAAUGUAGAGAACAACAACCGAGGCAACCCAAAAGUGUCUUACACCAAAGUGGUGACAUUGAAGGUCUAUGAUGUAACCGUGAUUAUGAGUCAGGAGCAUCCACGCAGGAUCCAGGUCAAUGGCGUCUUUGUGAACCUGCCUUUCUACCAUGAAGACAAGAUAAAAGCUUACAUCAGUGGAAAUGAGGGCGUCAUCAAGACUGAUUUUGGCCUGACGGUAGCCUUUGACUGGAACACCAAUGCCAAAGUCACUGUACCCAGUACGUACGCCAAUGCCGUUUGUGGCCUCUGUGGCAACAACAACUUGAACCCCAAUGAUGACUUGACCAUGAAGGAUGGGAGUCAUGCAUCCAGCAUCUCCCAAUUUGCAGAGAGCUGGAAAGUUGGAGAGGCCCCUGGGUGCACACCGGGUUGCACCACCGAUUGCCCGCCAUGUGGAGAUGCGCAGAAAGAAACCUACAAGGGCGACCAGUACUGUGGCAUCCUCAUCAAAAAGGAUGGGCCAUUCUGGAGAUGCCAUGAUGUCCUUGACCCAACACCCUACUUCACAGAUUGCGUCUUUGACACCUGCCAGUAUCAUGGUCAGCAUAAAAUUAUGUGUGAUGCCAUCAGCGUCUACGUGGCAGCAUGUCAGGCUCUGGAUGUUGAGAUUGAAGAAUGGAGAUCAAACUCUUUCUGCAGCCCUGCCUGCUCACCCAACUCUUACUACGAGCUCUGCGGAAACGGCUGCCCUGCCACUUGUCGUGGUCUCUCGGCUCCUGAUUGCUGUGAGAUGUCCUGCAAAGAAGGAUGCUAUUGCAACCCAGGGUUUAUCUUGAGUGGGGACCAAUGUGUCUCCAUUGGCGAUUGUGGCUGUGAGCACCAGGGCAACUACUACAAGAAGGGAGAGGUUUUCUACCCAGGUUCCUCUUGCCAGAAACGAUGCCAAUGUGCAGACAAUGGAGUUGUCCAAUGCGUGGACUUCUCCUGUGGGCCCCAUGAGGAAUGUAGGGUAAAGGACGGUGUCCACGGCUGUCAUCCUGUAGGCUCUGGUACAUGCAGUUUGGCCGCAGGCUCCCACUACCUAACUUUUGAUGGACGGGCCUACGACUUCCAAGGAACCUGCACUUAUACUUUAGCUAAAGUUGUCAGUGUGGGUUCUCAGCUGGCAAACUUCUCAGUGGUGGUGGAGAAUGAAAAGUCUUUUACCAAGAUGGUUGUGGUCUCUUGUCAUGGAUAUACCGUUGUCAUUGAGAGGGCAAUAAAGUGGAAAGUCAAGGUGAAUGGAGAGCUCUACACUCUGCCCAUGAAGACAAAGGAUGGGAAACUCUGGGCCAACCAGGAAGGCAACAAUAUCAUUGUCCAGUCCAACUUGGGUCUCCAAGUCCUUUUUGACACCUCCUCUUAUGUCCUGGUGUCUGUCCCCAGUAACUAUCAGGGACUUGUCAAUGGCCUAUGUGGCAAUUUCAAUAAGGACAAGACUGAUGACUUUACUCUACCCACGGGGGAAAGAACCCAGAAUGUGAUCGAGUUUGGGGCCUCUUGGAAGGUUCCCAUUGAUGGUAUCAGAUGCUCUGAUGGUUGUGGAGAUAAAUGCCCCGUCUGUGAUGCAGCCAAGACAGCGCCGUACCGACCGGAGAGUUCCUGCGGAAUGAUCCAAGCCCAAUCCGGCCCCUUCAAGAGCUGUCACUCCGUGGUGGACCCUGCUGAAUACUUCAACCACUGUCUGUAUGACAUGUGUGCAGCCAAUGGUGCCGGAGAAACUCUCUGUAGGAGCAUCCAGGCUUACGUAGCUGCAUGUCAGGCUGCAGGAGUUACAAUUGGAGCCUGGAGAACAAACAACUUCUGCCCUCUCACUUGCCCAUCCAACAGCCACUACGAGUUGUGUACAAAGACCUGUGAUUUCACUUGCACCAGCUUAUCCACUCCAGGCCGGUGCACAAAACAAUGCUUUGAAGGUUGCCAGUGUGAUUAUGGCUACCUGUUUGACGGUGACAGGUGUGUGGCAGUGGGGAACUGUGGCUGUUCCCAUGAUGGGCGCUACAUAAAGGCUGGCGAGACUAUUGUUUUUGAAGGUUGUUCAACCAGCUGCACUUGUCGCCCAACCGGCCAACUGGUCUGUGAGGGAACUAGCUGCCAGUUAGGAGAGAUUUGUCGCCUCCACAAUGGUGUGCGUGGUUGCAGGGGGCAGGAAGGCGAGUGCAUCAUCGUCCCUGGAGCACGGUUGACCUCCUUUGAUGGCGUCUCUGGAGGAAUCCUUUAUGAAGGAGCUUACGAGGUGGCUUCCCUUUGCAAUGAAAAUGACCUCUUUUGGUUCAGGAUCAUAGCAGUGGUCAAGAAAUGCAACGAAAUGGAUUUGCCAUCAGUGUCGAUAAUACACGUAUUUUUCCAAAGGAUGCUUAUCACUGUAAAAACAAACAAGGAGGCAUGGGUCAAUGGGCACCAAGUGACACUCCCGGCAAUGGUAUCUGCAGGUGUCUCCAUAAGCCUCUCUCAGGAUGGCGUCGUGAUUAAUUUGGCCUCUGAUGUAAAAGUUCUCCUCAGAGCCUGCGGGGAAAUGACAGUGGAAGUCAGCGAAAGCCUGGAAGGAAAACUCUGUGCCUCCUGUGGCAACUUCAAUGGAAAUGGUAUUGAUGACCUGAAGCUGCCCAAUGGGAACGUAGCAGGAAAUAUUGCUGAGGUCAUUGAUGCCUGGAAGGCCAAGGACUUCACUAGCUGUGAUGUCUGAUCCAAAGGGAGCGACUCCCCCUGCUGCUUAACUGUUGGCGUCAACUAUUUGCAUCUGAGCUUGGAGCAAAACUGUUCUGCAUAGAGUAUUCCCUGGUUUCACAUCUUCGUGUUUUCCAACCUGCUAUCUGAUUGCCAAACAAAAUGAUGACGCUUUUUCCUGAGAAUCAAUAAAUCCUCUCUUUUUUUGGAAAGCUUUUCUACACUGA